Messenger RNA from Hypoxylon trugodes, 1476 nucleotides. Its product is annotated as FAD/NAD(P)-binding domain-containing protein. Bases 1 to 1476 code for a protein of 491 amino acids. Lineage: Eukaryota; Fungi; Ascomycota; Sordariomycetes; Xylariales; Hypoxylaceae. Gene Ontology annotation, molecular function: monooxygenase activity; FAD binding. The record is from RefSeq and is a predicted model, not a curated record. Gene Ontology annotation, biological process: secondary metabolite biosynthetic process. The transcript has 4 exons.
AUGGGUUCCGUUCAAGACGCAGACUGUAAGCCCGUAGGGUCGUACCCGCCAUCGGGCAUCGAUGUCCUCAUCGUCGGCACCGGACUUGCAGGCCUAACAGCCUCGAUCGAAUGCGUGCGGAAAGGACACAACGUGCGCAUAAUCGAACGCCACCAAGAUAUUAAUACUGCAGGAGAUAUGUACUUUAUGGGGCACAGUGCCACCAAGUUCUUCCGGCAUUGGCCUGAGCUAUCGAGAGAGUAUGAGAUGAUAUCCAUGAAUAAUGCCUGGAUCGAGACUUUCAAACAUAGCGGGGAGCGCGUGAUCGCGCCCCUGAAGGUCUCGGAUCGACUACGACAAGCAGGUAUGGACCCGAACACGCCGCCAGGAGCCUUUCAAAUGCGACCACUCAUUUAUCGGAUGUACCUGAACGAAGUCCAGAGACAAGGAAUUAAGAUCCAAUUCGACCAGCGAGUCGUCGACUAUUAUGAGGACGAGGAACGCCAAAAAGCCGGCGUAGUAACUGACAAAGGCGUCCGGUUUGAGGCCGACGUUGUGAUUGCAGCGGAUGGUGUAGGUUCUAAAGGGCAGAAACUAGUAGGUGGGCAAGUUAAAGCGAUCAGUGCAGGGAGGGCUAUGUGGCGAGCAGCUUUCCCCAUGCACCACUUAGAUAAGAACCCCGAGCUCAAGAAGUUCUUGCAGAUGGGUGGGCAGAAUGGCGAUGAGCCAAUGGUUAGGACAUGGCUUGGUCCGGGAUCGUAUGCGAUGGUGCUAAUUCGUCGCGAGACUUGUGUGUGGAUUAUGAACCACGAUGUAUUUGGGUCCGAAGAGGAGAAUUGGAAUCAUACGGUUGGGUCAGACGAUGUCCUAAAUAACAUGGACAGAGGGCUAGGUCCAUUUCCCUGGGACUCAAGGAUCAAGGAACUUGUGAAAUUGACGCCACCCAACACCAUUGUCAAUUUUGAGCUGUUUUGGCGCGAUCCACAGCCGUCUUGGACUUCCCCAGGCGCCCGCGUAGUUCUCAUCGGAGAUGCAGCUCAUUCUUUCUUACCAGCAUCUGGCAACGGCGCAACGCAGGCGAUUGAAGAUGCCGUCACAGUGGCUACCUGCCUUCAGCUCGCAGGUAAGGAGAAUGUACCAGAGGCAAUUCGGACGCAUGUGCGCUUCCGCUUCAUCCGUUGCUCUUGCGCGCAAAAAAUGGGUUUCCAAAACGCCGAGCGCCUGCAGCAUACCGACUGGCAAAAGGUCAAGGUUGACCCGAAAUUGGCGCAACCCAAGCUUCCAAGAUGGAUCUGGAAGCAUGACCCCGAGCAGUACGCAUAUGAGAAUUAUGCGAAGAUGGUCGACACCAUUAGAAAAGGUAUCCCAUUUGAUCAGGUCGAUACGGUGCCACCAAACUAUCCCCCUGGGUAUAAGUACAAACCCUGGAGUAUCGAGAGCAUGCAGAAGGAAGUGGAUGAGGCUACGGUUGAUAUGGGUUCUGGCGAUUGGGAUUAG